Messenger RNA from Polyodon spathula (Mississippi paddlefish), 4060 nucleotides. Its product is annotated as autism susceptibility gene 2 protein-like. Lineage: Eukaryota; Metazoa; Chordata; Actinopteri; Acipenseriformes; Polyodontidae. The record is from RefSeq and is a predicted model, not a curated record.
UUGUGUGUUUUGCCAUUGCACGAAGUUGCAAAGCGAGUGAUAUUUUGUUUCAAUUUGGCACCUGCCAGGUGGCAGAAAGCAUCUCUGGUUUUAUUUGGGUUCCAGGAGUAUUUGGAUCGCCGAAGCGUCUGCUUUGGUGGAUUAUUUGGAAUUUUGUUUGCUUAAUAUUUUCGGGAGGUUCGGAUUCAAGGUCAUUCUGUGGAAUUCUGCGUGUUUGUGUUUUUUUUCUUUCGUGGAAUUUGCGAGGGGUUAUUUUCUUCGAAGGGUAAACCAACCACGAUUUUACCAAUCGUCUUAUUUUUUAGUAAAUCCAUUUAUAAAUGGAUGGUAAAAUGAAGCAGAGCCGGAGAUCCAGGUCACAAAGGGACCAGGUAAGGAGAAGGGAGUCUGCCAGCACGGAUGCCCGCAAUCAGAGUCCUUCCUCCGGCUCUGACAGGGACAAGAGUCCCGGCAGGGAACACGCUUCACAAAAUGGGAAAAAAACUCAAAACGUGUCUGCCUCUGUCCGUGCCCCCCGGCCCCCGAGGAGAAAGAGAAGGGAAUCCGGCUCUCAAGAAGAGGUUAUUAUUGAUGGGUUUGCCAUAUCCAGCUUUAUCACGCUGGAUUUCUUGGAGAAGGACCUCGCUCUCAAGGCCCAGGAGCGGCUGGCUGGGAAGAAGCGGAGGGGGCUGGAGAACGGGGUGACUGCGGAGCCAGCGCAGAACGGACACCUCGACGGAUACAGGAGCUCGGAGAGAGAGCAGGACCGGGGCAAGAAGAAAGUGCCGCUGAAGAAAUCCAAGCAGAUGAAGGGAUGCUUGACCCAGACCAGCAAGAACACCGAGGAAGACCCUCUGCAGGAGCUCACAGGACCCCAUCUGAGUGAGAGUUCCACUCACUGCUUUUCAGGACACGGCUACUCGUGUGACAGCGAAAGCGAUGUCGAUGACAAGGCGUCUGAUGUAGGAUCAGAGAAGCUCUUCUCCCCCACACUAAGUAAAGGUCUGAACUCGAAUGAAAAUCUUGAAUCGAAGACAUCAAGCUCGACCAAAGUCUCUGGGCUCCAGCGUAGCCAGGAGCAGAGCACCGAGGUUCCCUUUGUGCCUCCUGCACCCAGCCCAAUCCUUGCCUCCCCUCCCGCUGCAUCCCCACUGCCUCCUGCCGCCACUGCUGCUGCCACCAGCACUGCGGCUCCCCAGCCCAGCACCAGAGUCCGCAGCCCGCCUCCGCCCGUGAAGAAGGCAGCAGCUGUCCGACUGCCAACCCCAGCCCCACUGCCCGCCCAAUCACAACCUCAGACAGAGCUCCGAGCACCGCCCCCUCAGGUCCACGCCCCGCCCAUAUUCAACCACCAAGUGCAUCACCAGCUGCAACAUUACAACAGUCUUAACAAUAUCAGCAGAAGCAGCAGCGCGAGCAGUGCGGCCAGCGCCAGCCUCCCGAAACAGCACCUCCCCCCCUCCCCCCACUUCAUUGGCCACCCCUCGUCCAACCCCUCGCUGCCGCUGUCCAUUGCCAGCCUCGCUACCUCGCACUAUUCGCUGCGACCACCGCCACACCACCAUCCGGCCAUGUUCGCAACCCCAGCUACACUGCCACCACCUCCAACCUUACCAACAAACAGUCUCGUGGUCCCAGGGCACCCCUCGGGGGCCGGCUUUCCAGAGCAUGGCCUGCUGCGGCAAGAGCUGAACAACCGCUUCCUGGUUCAGAGUUCAGAGCGGAGCGGCGCAGCAACCUCCCUGUCUCUCCUGAGAGCCGAGUUUCACCAACACCAGCACACGCACCAGCACCAACACACUCACCGACACACCUUCACGCCCAUUCCCGCCAGCAUUGCUCCGCCCACUGCGCCGCCCGUGCUGCCUCCCCCCCCCCGAAAUUUCGAUAAGUACGCUCCCAAACUAGACAACCCAUUCUUGCGGCACUCGAGUUUCUACCCAUCGUACCCGCAAACCAUGACCGGAAUGCCUCCCCUGCUCCCCCAUACAGGUCCUUUCAGCUCUCCCCAUGGAGCCUUCCAGCCUUCCAAGGCCUCGAACCCUCUGGAUGUAGCGGGUCGACCGGGCAGCGUGCCCCACACACUCCUGCAGAAGGACCCGAGGGUAUCGGAUCCCUACAGAACACCUGUCAGAAAACCUGGUAAAUGGUGCGCUGUUCACGUGCAAAUCGCCUGGCAAAUCUAUCACCACCAGCAGAAAAUGAAGCAGAUGCAGGUGGAGCCUCACAAACUGGACAUGAAUGGGAAGCUGGACCUGUUCAGCCGGCCCCCAGCCCCGGGCGUCUUCCCAGGAUUCCCCUACCCCCACGACCUGGCCAGACCCCUCUUCUCCUCCACAGGACCGGGUCACAUGGCGGCUUCUCCUUAUGGACACGCCCCCCACCACAGCAGCUUCCUGCCUACCGGCCACCUGGCAGGUAAGUAUCCUUUCAGUCGCUCCAGUAGCUUUGGCAGCCUUGGCAGCCUCGGAACCAGUGCCUUCGGAGGAUUAGGCAACCCCUCGAUUGCUCCCAGCUCUGUUUUUGGACACAAAGAAGGCCACGGCCUACCUGGCUUCAGCAGCCCCCACCAUGACACGUGGAACCGCCUCCACCGGGCCCCGCCCUCCUUCCCCACCCCACCACAGUGGCCAAAGGCAGCCGACGUGGAACGCAGCUCUUCGGUGACCAAUCACGACCGGGAAAGAGACCGGGAGAGGGAGAGGGAGCCAGAGAAACGGGACUCCUCCAUCGGCAGAGAGGAGAGAGAUAAAGACAGGGAUUCCCUGGAUAAGAACCGCCACUCCAACAGGUCAUCCCCGGCAUCUGUCCCGGGCAGCUACCAGAUCAGCAGCCUUAUCCGUAGCAACAGCCAGACUUCCAGCGACUCCAGCAGGCAGCACAGCGGCAGCACCGAGCGCAACCGGGAGCCAGAGAGGGAGCUCCUGGAGCGGCAGAGGGAGUCGGCGCUCACGGGAGACAUCAAGGUGAAGGAGAGCCGCUCGCCGGGCAAGGAGAUGCCCAUCCAGGAGAUGACCAAGCUGGCCCACCAGCCGUCCUCCCCCUACGGCAAGCCCAUCCUGACAGACACGGGGCUCAAGCUGAAGGACGGGGAGAGGAAAGCGGGGGAGCUGCCCUCGGCAGAGCUGCUCCACAAGGGGAAGAAUGACGUGAAGAUCAAAGAGGAGCGUAAGGAGGACCAGGAGGUGAUGGUGGUGAGCAUGGAGCUGCCCCCCUCCCAGCCACCUGGGGGCGCCCCCACCCCAGCAGCACCCCCCUCGACGGCCUGGGCCCUCCAUCAGCCCCCACGCUGCACGGAGAUGCCCUCCCCUUCAUCUCUCCACGGGGUUCCCCUGCCCCACUCCAUGCCCCUCUCUAUGAGCGGGGUGCACCAGGUCAACAGCCUCGGUGCCCUUGACCGUGCGCGGAUGGCCCCCUUCAUGGGAAUCAACCCCCUGGUUCCCGGGAGAGAUCGCUUGCCCCCUCCGGGCUUCACCUGGGACCCCCUCCGCGAUCCCCUGAGAGAGGCGUACCGCAACCUGGACCUGCAGAGGCGGAUGGACUUCCAGCUGCGGGCGGAGCAGAGCCACCGCUUCCCUGCAAUGUUUGAGCCCGAGCGAGGCUACAGGGACCGGGAGCCCCACGAGUACUCCCACCACGAGCACCUGCUGGAGGCACGGGCGCGGGAGCACGAGAGGCUCCGACAGGCCGAGGAGAGGGAGCGGAUGCACCUGCGCGAGGAGCUGGACCGGGCGCGGCUGCACCAGCUUCACCAGUCCCCCAUUGAGGGCCACCUGCCCCACAUGCCACCCUUCAUGUCCCCCCUGGGUGGGAUGCAUUACCACAGACUGAGCCCCUCGGCCGCCCACAACGGGAUGCUAAACAGGACCCCACCCACUGCCGCCUUGAGCGCCCCUCCGCCUUUAGUGUCCGCGGGCAUCCCCAGACCUGCCUCCCCCAGAAGGACUACACCCCUCACUGCUUCCGAGCCCAGGGACUACUCCCCCUCACGCAAACCCAAAGAAGUGGAAGCUCGAUAGCUUCAACCCGACACGCGCACACGUACAAAACUGACCUUUACAAAUAGAAAUGCACUGCUUUU